AUGAAUAAGCGGGGAUUUCUUAGAUUACCUCUCCUUUCCUUUCUAAUCGUCGAUCUGGUUACGCCAGGUGAAAUUAUUUCGUAUUUCAGAGAUAAUUCACCUAACGCACGGUUAAAACUUACCGACUUUGGAUUCGCGAAAAGGACUGACGAUUCGGAACCACUUGGCCUUGCCACUGCAUGCUAUACACCAUAUUACUGUGCUCCUGAAGUCUUGGGCGCUGAAAAAUAUGACAAAAUCGGCCGGUCUUGGUCUGUAGGCGUCGUUAUGUACAUAUUAUUAUGUGGAUAUCCCCCGUUCUUUUCUCAAAAUGGACUUCCAAUGUCACCAGGAAUGAAGGCGAAGAUCAAGUCGGGUCAGUACACUUUCCCGUCACCCGAAUGGGAUUGCGUCUCCGAAGCUGCCAAAGAUCUCAUCAAGAAAUUGUUGAAGACGGAUGCAGCAGAGCGAAUAACCAUUAGAACAGACGAUGCAGCACAAAUGGAUUACUCACUUCCGAAAGGUAUUUCCAUAUGUGCCGGACACCCCUCUGUUCACUAG
Cooperia oncophora is the source of this 540-nucleotide messenger RNA. NCBI's taxonomy places the organism in Eukaryota, Metazoa, Nematoda, Chromadorea, Rhabditida, Trichostrongylidae. The record is from the annotation of a GenBank genome assembly.